UCGGUUCACAACAUCUUUGUUUUCUAAAAAAAUUGUUUUGAUACAAAUUUGUUUAUUUUUUUUUGAACAAAAUUGUUUUGGAAGCAUCUAAAUUAAUCGAAACAAAAUUGAGAACCUCUAAGCAUUAAAAUGUCGGGGUCGUGCCUAUGUGUCUUUCGAGGCAUGACGCGUAAAGUGAUACGUCUUUGUCCGCGCGUAUCGAGCACCGUGCGCUUAUACUCGGCUGGCUGUGAAGAGCCACCUGCAGAUAAGUGCAAAAAAGUGGGUAAAGAUUUUCCGUGCGGCAAGCCAAAAUUGCAAGCCGAAAAGAAACCCGUACCCAAACCAAAAGAAAAGUUCCAGUCGAUGUGGCCUAACCCUUUCUGUGACUUCGAUGAUCCGACUUGCCCAUAUAAUCCGCGUUUUGAUGAUCUUUACUACAUUGAGUCAGACAAGGCGAAGCGCAAGUAUUGGCAGACUUGGGUCUCGUGUCCACCUGUGCAAAUAAAAAAGAAGAAAAUUUGCUGCUUUGAGAAAACAACAUUGCCGCCGGUUAUGCGACGAGCGCAUAAAAAGCCACAAACUGCCUGCGAAGUACCCCCCGAAGACUGUAGAGAAACCAAGUUUGACAAGUGUCUGCGCUUGAAGCGACGAUGCCACAAGGCUGGUCGUAUACCUCCCACCUGUAAAGAAUUGCCAACUCCUAAGGACUGUGUAAAACCGCUGACACCAUAUCCGGCGUUUUCCGAAUGCAAGCGUCUUAAAUCGAAUGCUAGACCCCUUAGCGAAUGUCUUUGCUGGAAUAAACCUGCACUUUGUGAAGUUUGGGCAGAGUGGCGCAAGCGUAACAUGGCUUCUAAAAUCAAAUAGGCGAAAUCGAAAACGGUGAUCUCAGCCUUGAGCUUUAGUGACCCCGAGACAUUUAAAGGAACUCCAAGUUAAACCGGUCAGUCUCUGGAUCAUUUGGCAUUAAGAAAAUGAAUAAAGACUAUAAAAUACUUUA
Scaptodrosophila lebanonensis is the source of this 982-nucleotide messenger RNA. RefSeq lists its product as uncharacterized. Bases 130 to 849 code for a protein of 239 amino acids. The record is from RefSeq and is a predicted model, not a curated record. The transcript has a single exon. Lineage: Eukaryota; Metazoa; Arthropoda; Insecta; Diptera; Drosophilidae.